CCACAUGCUGUCUUCCAUGUGCUAGUCCACCGUGACCUUAUUAGGAUAAACAGAAGAACCGUAGUUUUGCCCUGCUAUCAGUCCUUGCAGACGAACGUGUCCAGCCAUGACAAGACUCCUUUGCGUCGUCCUCGCUGUUGUAGUUGCUGUCAAUGGUCAGAACGGGAACGAUUUAAGCCGCUGCCCAUCCAAUCUCAAGCGUAACCAGUAUCUCUACAGCCAUGGAGAAUACUGUUACGAGUUUGCGAUCGCUGAACACCGCUACUGGAAAGGCGCAAGAGACUACUGUGUGGCCGACGGCGGGCAUCUUGUGAAGAUUGAUAACAUGGACAAGGAGUUGUUCCUCGUUAGCACCCUCUUACACUUGGACUUCCAUGACAAGGCGAUAUGGAUAGGCCUGAAUGAUAUACAGCAGGAAGGAGUGUACACUUGGACGAAUGGUGAGCUGGCAACGUUCACGUAUUGGGCCCCUGGAGAGCCGAGUUUUCUCCACAACUUCGAGGACUGCGUGGCAAUGAAGGUGACGGACUCAGGUCACUGGCACGACUUCCCCUGCGAGCUGAUCUCCGACGCCUUUGGAAGUAUCUGUCAAUACGACAUGCUUCCAAAACCUACCGACGACCCUGGACUGAUCAUAGGUCAGGCUACAGCUGGUAAGGUCACAUCCUACAACCAGCAUCCCAUCUCCUACAAGCCAUCUCCUACUACCCACAUCCUACCACCUACAACCCACAAACCUACCGACGACCCUGGACUUAACAUAGGUCAGGCUACAACAGCUGGUAAGGUCAUAACCUACAACCAGCAUCCCAUCUCCUACAAGCCAUCUCCUACUACCCACAUCCUACCACCUACAACCCACAAAACAUCCGACGACCCUGGACUUAACAAAGAUCAAGCUACAACAGCUGGUGUGGUUCCCGUAACACAGGUUAACGGCGGACCUAUCACAAACGGGCAACAACAAACUGACGCACCGACAGUCCAUUCAACUGGCUCUAAGCCCCUAAUCGGUUAAUCCACACACGCCUCACUUAUACAUCCAAAGCCUUCUCGUCGUUGAAAAAUAAAACAAAUCUUGAUUCUUUUUCAUCUGA
Haliotis rufescens (red abalone) is the source of this 1097-nucleotide messenger RNA. RefSeq names its product lectin BRA-3-like. Bases 107 to 1018 code for a protein of 303 amino acids. Gene Ontology annotation, molecular function: signaling receptor activity. The record is from RefSeq and is a predicted model, not a curated record. NCBI's taxonomy places the organism in Eukaryota, Metazoa, Mollusca, Gastropoda, Lepetellida, Haliotidae. The transcript has 6 exons.